UACAAUAACGAUGUAUUUUGAUGCAUCGGUUUUGUUUUUCUUACGUGCAAACUUAUUCAAUGCUUGUCGUUAAGGCGCAUGCUGUAGAUCUUCCGGUGCAAUACUGUUUAUGGGGAGGGGGGCAGUACCUCUGAUGCGUUUGUCGAUAAAAUCAACAGCUUGUUUGUUGCACUAGGUGAAGCAGAGUUAUCACCACGUGCAUACACUCAAUACUGAAUGAGCUGACCUGAAGAGUUUAAGAGAUAUCAGCCAUGCUGUCACAGUUUGUCGCCGGCCUGAAGAGCCGCAAUGAAGAGUCUCGGACGAAGGCUGCGAAGGACAUGCAGCACUACGUCACCACGGAGCUACGGGAGAUGUCAGCGGAGGAGAACACCGCCUUCAUGGACGAACUGAACCACGACAUCUUUGAGAUGGUGUCAAGUUCUGAUGCUAAUGAGAAGAAGGGGGGCAUUCUUGCCAUCGUGAGCCUGAUUGGUGUAGAUGGUGGCAGUAGCUCGACACGCAUCAGCCGGUUUGCCAACUACCUGCGGAACCUCCUGCCCUCCAAUGACCCCGUUGUCAUGGAAAUGGCCUCGCAGGCUGUGGGUCGGCUGGCACUGGCCGGAGGGACCUUCACGGCGGAGUACGUGGAGUUUGAAGUGAAGAGAGCCAUCGAGUGGUUACAGGGAGAUCGACAUGAAGGCAGAAGACAUGCUGCAGUUUUGGUUCUCAGAGAGCUUGCUGUGAGCGCCCCCACGUUCUUCUUUCAACAAGUGCAGCCUUUCUUUGAUAACAUCUUCAAUGCUGUACGAGACCCUAAACAGGCCAUUCGCGAGGGUGCAGUGGCAGCACUGCGUGCCUGUCUGGUACUCACUUCACAGAGGGAGACUAAAGAGAUGCAGAAACCACAGUGGUAUAGGCAAACCUAUGAGGAAGCAGAGAAGGGCUUUGAUGACUCUGCUGGGAAGGAGCGAGGAGUGAACAAAGAUGACCGUGUUCACGGGUCACUGCUGAUCAUUAAUGAACUCAUCAGGAACAGCAGCAUGGAGGGAGAGCGCCUACGACAGGAAAUGGAGGAGAUCAGUCAGCAGCAGGUCCAGCAUGAUCAACAGAAACCCAUCAAGGAGUUCUCCUUCCUCGGAUUCAAGUCCUCCAAGAGCCUGACCAGCCACAGCAGCCAACACAGCAACUCCCACACCACCGUGGCCACCUUCCAGGGGCAGCGGUCAAUGCUGUCCUCCCUGGGGAUGGGGAUGAGGGGGGCGCAGGUGCAGGGGAAGCCUGUCAAUGUGGAGAGUAGGUACUGCAGGGAACUCAUGGAGAGCAAGUUUGAGCUGGUGUGUCAGCAGGUGCUGAAGUAUAGGACCAGCAGGAAUGUGCUGCUGCAGCAGGUGUUGCUCCAGCUGCUGCCCCGCCUGGCUGCCUUCCAGCCACAGAGAUUUGUCCAGUCGUACCUGACAGACACCAUGAGCUACCUACUGGGGUGCCUGAAGAAAGAACGGGAACGCUCGACAGCUUUCCAGGCAGUCGGCCUGCUGGCCGUGGCCGUACGACAGGAAGUCAUCGCCUACCUGAACCGGAUCCUGGAUGUGGUUAGGAUAUCACUGCCGUCGAAGGAGACACCACACAAGAGGCACAAGAACUUUGUGGUGGACCCCUCUGUGUUCACCUGUGUGAGUAUGCUGGCCCGUGCUGUAGGACCCUGCAUCGCCAAGGAGGUGAAAGAACUGUUGGAACCCAUGUUGGCUGUUGGCCUAAGCCCUGCGCUGACUGCAGCCCUGCACGACCUAGCCCAUCAGAUCCCACAGCUGAAGAAGGACAUCCAGGACGGGCUGCUGAAGAUGCUGUCUCUUGUCCUCAUGCACAAGCCUCUCCGUCAUCCUGGCAUGCCACAGAAGUUCACUCCUUCCCUCACUCCAUCUGCUUCCUUCUCAAACAUCCAGGAUGCCAAUGAUGUGACAAACACUGUUCUGGCACUGAGAACUCUGGGUAGCUUUGACUUUGAAGGCCACUCCCUGACAGUGUUUGUGCGACACUGUGCCGACCACUUCCUGGCCAGCGAGCACAAGGAGAUCCGGAUGGAGGCAGCCCGCACCUGUUCUCACCUGCUGUCUCCUUCCAUACAUUUUGACCCAGACUUCCUUUCCAUAUUGCUGGGUAACCACCAUGGCCAUCCCAGCUACACACAGACCCAGGUGGUGGCUGAUGUCCUCAGUAAGCUGCUAGUGGUGGCCAUCACAGACACAGACCCUGAUAUCCGCUACUGUGUGCUGGCCUCGCUGGAUGAGAGGUUUGACGGACAUCUGGCGCAGGCGGAGAACCUGAGCGCCCUGUUUGUGGCUCUGAACGAUGAGGUGUUUGAGAUCCGUGAGCUGGCCAUCUGCACCAUCGGCCGCCUCAGUAGCCUCAACCCUGCCUUUGUCAUGCCUUCACUCAGGAAGACUCUUAUUCAGAUUCUGACUGAACUGGAGCACAGUGGUGUGGGCAGAAACAAGGAGCAGUCAGCGAGGAUGCUGGGACAUCUGGUGGCUAACGCCCCACGACUCAUCAGGCCUUAUAUGGAACCCAUCCUCAAGUCCCUGGUACCCAAGCUGAAGGACCCUGACCCUAACCCAGGGGUGAUCAUCAGUGUCCUGUCCACCAUCGGGGAGCUGGCGCAGGUGGGGGGGCUGGAGAUGAAGAAAUGGGUGGAUGAGCUCUGUCCCAUCAUACUGGACAUGCUACAGGACUCCUCAUCCCUCGCAAAGAGAGAGGUGGCCCUGUGGACCCUGGGCCAGCUGGUGGAGUGUACCGGGUAUGUGGUAGAACCCUACACAAAGUACCCGUCACUGCUGGAGGUACUGCUCAACUUCCUCAAGACUGAACAGGCUCCAGGCAUCAGGAGAGAGGCUGUGAGGGUACUGGGUCUACUGGGUGCCCUUGACCCCUAUAUUCACAAGGUCAACACAGGCGUGAUUGACAGAUCCAGUGACUCUGGUGCAGUGGUCAGCCUGUCUGACACCAAGUCCAGCCCAGAAUCAGGAGAGUCAGCUGCGGAGAUGCUUGUGAACAUGGGAGGCUGUCCCCUGGAGGAGUUCUACCCAGCCGUUGCCAUAGCAACCCUGAUGCGGAUCCUGAGGGACCCGUCCCUCUCCAACCACCACACCAUGGUGGUCCAGGCCAUCACCUUCAUCUUUAAGAGCCUGGGGAUGAAGUGUGUGCAGUUUGUUCCUCAGAUCAUGCCAACAUAUCUCAAUGUGAUCAAGACAUGUGAUGCCAAUGUCAGAGAGUUCCUAUUCCAGCAGAUGGGGAUGCUGAUCUCCAUCAUCAAGCAGCACAUCAGGAACUACCUGGACGACAUCUUCACCAUCAUCAAGGAGUACUGGACCCCCAACAGCCCCAUGCAGAACACCAUCAUCCUGCUGGUGGAGCAGAUUGUCGUGGCUCUUGGAGGGGAGUUCAAGGUGUACCUGCCCCAGAUUGUCCCUCAGAUCCUAAAGGUCUUCAUGCACGACAGCAGCCCUGGAAGAGGAGUCACUGUAAAGCUGUUAAAUGCCAUGCAGAUGUUUGGAGCCAACCUGGAUGACUACCUGCACCUGCUGCUGCCACCUGUCGUCAAGCUGUUUGACUCACCGGACAUUCCCAUCUCUGUCAGAAGAGCUGCCCUGGAGACCAUUGACCGCCUGACCGAUAACCUGGACCUGACCGACUUUGCCUCUCGGAUCAUCCACCCCCUGGUGCGCAUCCUGGACGUGGUGUCGGAGCUCCGCCCUGUUGCCAUGAAUACUCUGUCUUCCCUGGUGAUGCAGCUGGGCAAGAAGUACCAGAUCUUCAUUCCCAUGGUGCACAAGGUGCUGAUGCGGCACCGCAUCUCCCACCAGAAGUACGACAUCCUCAGCUGCAGGAUCAUCAAGGGGUCGACCAUAGCUGAGGAGGAGGAUGACCCCCUCCUGUACCGCCCCAGGCAGAACAAGGGGAAUCUGGCCGAGGACUCGGGCAGCAGUACGAUCGAGGCCACCACCGUCAAGAAACUCCACGUCAGCACAUCCAACUUACAAAAGGCCUGGGGUGCGUCUCGUCGUGUGUCCAAGGAUGACUGGAUGGAGUGGCUGCGGAGGCUGAGUGUGGAGCUGCUGAAGGAAUCCCCCUCCCCUGCACUGCGGUCCUGCUGGGCACUGGCUCAGGCAUACAAUCCACUGGCCAGAGAUCUGUUCAAUGCUGCGUUUGUGUCGUGUUGGUCUGAGCUGCACGAGCAGCAGCAGGAUGAGCUGGUACAGAGUAUCGAGGUGGCGCUGACGUCCCAGGACAUCCCCGAGAUCACACAGACCCUGCUGAACCUGGCCGAGUUCAUGGAGCACAGCGACAGGGGUCCUCUCCCUCUGAAAGAUGACAAUGGAAUCGUCCUUCUGGGUGGCCGUGCCACCAAGUGUCGAGCGUUUGCCAAGGCCCUGCACUACAAGGAGCUGGAGUUCCACAAAGGUCCCAACACAGACGUCUUAGAAGCUCUUAUCAGUAUCAACAACAAGCUUCACCUGCCAGAGGCAGCUGCGGGUGUGCUGGAAUAUGCCAUGAAACAUCAUGGGGGUGAACUGGAUGUUAAGGAGACGUGGUACGAGAAGCUGCAUGAAUGGGGGAAUGCCCUGGCAGCGUACAACAGGAAACAGGACAUGCACAGUGAUGACAUGGAGGUGACACUGGGCCGCAUGCGCUGUUUGGAGGCACUGGGAGAAUGGGGACAACUUUACCAAACAUCGUGUGAGAAGUGGCCCAUGGUCAGUGAUGACACCAGACAGAGCAUGGCCCGGAUGGCGGCUGCCGCAGCCUGGGGUCUGGCCCAAUGGGAGAGCAUGGAGGAGUAUGCCUGCAUGAUCCCGCGGGACACGUACGACGGGGCGUUCUAUCGUGCAGUGUUGGCGCUUCAUCAGGACCACUUUCCACUGGCCCAACAGUGCAUAGACAAGGCCCGUGAUAUCCUGGACACAGAUCUGACGGCCAUGGCGGGUGAGAGUUACGACAGAGCGUACGGCGCCAUGGUGGCCUGUCAGAUGCUGUCGGAACUGGAGGAGAUCAUCCAGUACAAACUGGUGCCAGAACGGCGUGACAUCAUCAAGGAAACAUGGUGGAGCCGACUGCAGGGUUGCCAGAGGGUGGUGGAAGAUUGGCAGAAGAUCCUGCAGGUCCACUCACUGGUGCUCCCCCCUCAGGAGGACAUGAGGUCCUGGCUCAAGUACGCCAGCCUCUGUAGGAAGAGUGGACGACUGGCCCUGUCCCACAAGACCCUGACCAUGCUGCUUGGUUUUGACCCAUCCAAGCAUCCAGACCAGCCCCUGCCCACCAACCAUCCUCAUGUCACCUUUGCCUACAUGAAGCACAUGUGGAGAUCUAACUCCAGAAAUGAGGCAUUCCAACAGCUGCAGUACUUUGUGCAACAAUUCCAAGGUCUCCUGCAAGGGGUCUCUCCUGAAGAUGCACAGCAGAGGACAGACAUGCACAAACUAUUAGGAAGGUGCUACCUGAAGCUGGGAGAGUGGCAGUUGAACCUGCAGGGCAUCAAUGAGAGCACCAUCCCUCAGGUGCUGCGCUACUACUCCGCCUCCACAGAACAUGACAGGAACUGGUACAAGGCCUGGCACUCCUGGGCCUUCAUGAACUACGAGGCAGUGUUACACUACAAGGUGCAGUCAGACCAACAGAAGGCUGGGUCUCAGGCUGAGAGCAACAAUGGGGAGGAGACUGGAGCACAGGAGGACCAGGAGAAGGAGGAGGAAACAGAACAGCCACAGAGCCUGCAGUCUGCCAAGUCAUCCGUGGGCAUGGGGAACAUCCACCACUACACUGUCCCUGCUGUACAAGGGUUCUUCCGCUCCAUCUCCCUGGCUCUGUCCAGCGGGAACUCUCUCCAGGACACCCUGCGUCUGCUGACCCUCUGGUUUGACUACGGCCACUGGCCAGAGGUGUACGAUGCUCUAGUGGAGGGGAUGAAGACUGUGCCGAUAGACACCUGGCUGCAGGUGAUCCCACAGCUGAUCGCCAGGAUUGACACCCCCAGACAGCUGGUAGGGCGUCUCAUCCACCAGCUGCUGACGGACAUCGGCAAACAACAUCCUCAGGCCCUGAUCUACCCUCUGACGGUGGCGUCCAAGUCUGCCAGCCCAGCCCGACACACAGCGGCCAAUCGUAUCCUGAAGAACAUGUGUGAACACAGCCCGCAGCUCGUACAGCAGGCCAUGAUGGUGAGUGAAGAACUAAUCCGAGUGGCGAUCCUGUGGCAUGAGCUGUGGCACGAAGGGUUGGAGGAGGCAUCACGACUGUACUUCGGGGAGCGGAAUGUGAAGGGGAUGUUUGCCGUGCUGGAACCGCUUCACGCCAUGAUGGAGCGGGGACCACAGACUCUCAAAGAAACAUCCUUCAACCAGGCCUAUGGGCGUGACCUGAUGGAGGCGCAGGAGUGGUGCAGGAAGUACACCAGGUCUGGGAACGUGAAGGACCUGACCCAGGCCUGGGACCUGUACUAUCAUGUCUUCAGGAGGAUAUCCAAACAGCUGCCUCAGCUGACAUCCCUGGAGCUGCAGUAUGUGUCUCCUAAGUUGCUGAUGUGUCGUGACCUGGAGUUGGCCGUGCCGGGGACAUACGAGCCCCACAAACCCAUCAUCCAGAUCAGCCGAGCACAGUCAUCCCUCGCUGUCAUCACGUCCAAACAGAGGCCCAGGAAAGUCAGCAUCUAUGGCAGCAACGGUGCAGAUUUCAUGUUCCUGCUGAAGGGCCACGAGGACCUCCGGCAGGAUGAGCGGGUAAUGCAGCUUUUCGGGCUGGUCAACACUCUGCUCGCCAAGGACCCUGAGACCAUGAGGAGACACCUCAGUAUCCAGAGGUACUCUGUGAUCCCCCUGUCCACUAACUCCGGACUGAUCGGCUGGGUGCCCCACUCUGACACCCUGCACACGCUCAUCAGGGACUACAGGGAGAAGAAGAAAAUCCUGCUCAACAUCGAGCACAGGAUCAUGCUCAGGAUGGCUCCCGACUAUGAUCAUCUGACCUUGAUGCAGAAGGUGGAGGUGUUUGAGCAUGCCAUCAACAACACAGCAGGAGACGACCUGGCCAAGAUACUCUGGUACAAGAGUCCCAGCUCAGAGGUGUGGUUUGACAGGAGAACUAACUACACCCGCUCCCUGGCUGUCAUGUCCAUGGUGGGGUACAUCCUGGGUCUGGGAGACAGGCAUCCUUCCAACCUGAUGUUGGACCGUCUGUCCGGUAAGAUCCUGCACAUUGACUUCGGAGACUGUUUCGAGGUUGCCAUGACCAGGGAAAAGUUUCCGGAGAAAAUCCCCUUCCGUCUCACCAGGAUGCUGACCAAUGCCAUGGAGGUGACUGGGAUUGAUGGGAACUACCGUAUCACAUGUGAGAAGGUGAUGCGUGUGCUGAGAGACAACAAGGACUCCGUCAUGGCCGUACUGGAGGCCUUUGUGUACGAUCCUCUGCUCAACUGGAGACUGGUGGACACUGCUCCCAAAGGCAAGAGAUCCAAAACCAGGACAGAAUCUUACUCAGCAAGCCAGUCAGGAGCAGAUGCUCUUGAGGAGAUUGGCCAGGCCACUCAGAGGAACAAGGGCCUGUCUGAGUCUGUACAGGCUUCAUGGGAUGACAGUGAGGGCCCCAAACCUGAGGCUUUGAAUAAGAAGGCAGUGCAGAUCAUCAACAGAGUCAGGGACAAGCUGACAGGUCAUGACUUCAACAAGGAUGAGUCUCUGGAAGUGCCUACCCAGGUGGAGCUCCUGAUUGGUCAGGCUACGUCACAUGAGAACCUGUGUCAGUGUUACAUAGGAUGGUGUCCUUUCUGGUGAUGCUGGACCUUUCCUGUCUACAAGCUCAGACCUGCCACAUCAGUGAUUAGACCUACCAAGUGUCUGUAGCAGUAGGACUGGCAGGUGUUAUGGAGUGUGAUGAAGUGAUGAGUCAUUGUGAUAUACCGGGUGACAGUUGCAAUGCAUGGUUAUCAUGUAUUUGUGCCUACAGGACUAGCUUUACGCAUAAUCUUCAACAAUCAUGAGAGGCUUCAUGUCAUACAGUGUGUAGAGUUGGGUUUGGUUCUAAAGAAAGAGCUUUAAAUAUACUAGACGUCAUGCUGGGUUUCAUCAGCCUGCCACCUUUUGAUCUGAUAGUUUUCAACCCAAAGUUGCAAAUUGGCUUAAAGCCAAAAAAGGGUAAUCUGAUCUAUGACGACAGCGAAGAUGAUGAUGAUGAUGAUGAAUCUGAUCUAUUUACUGUGUAAUUCUUCAUCUGGUACAGGACCCUACAGUAAGUAUGGGGUCAGGUGACAGAUCUUGAUCAAGUUGUGGUUAUAGAUGAACUAAUCUGAAGACUAAUUGUGAAAGAAAUGUGGAAGUGUACAUACAAUAUGAAAUAUAAUGCAUUAAUAUCAACAACUCAAUAAAGGGCAGUCAGUCGCA
Molecule: messenger RNA, 8405 nt
Organism: Branchiostoma floridae (Florida lancelet)
Lineage: Eukaryota; Metazoa; Chordata; Leptocardii; Amphioxiformes; Branchiostomatidae
Product: serine/threonine-protein kinase mTOR-like
Exons: 54
Coding region: 252-7799 (2515 amino acids)
Biological process (GO): protein phosphorylation; negative regulation of macroautophagy; TOR signaling
Cellular component (GO): TORC2 complex; TORC1 complex; nucleus
Molecular function (GO): protein binding; protein serine/threonine kinase activity; protein-containing complex binding
Source: RefSeq, a predicted model, not a curated record